AUGGCGGGCGCAGACGCGAAGUUUCCUAUUGACAUGAGCAAGCUCCAGAAGCUGGAGCUUGACCCUUCUAAGCCCCAGCUCACGACGGAGCAGCGCGCCACGUUGAAGAACAACGUCCAGAUCCUGCGCGAUGCUAUUGUCUUGUUUACUGCUACUGGUGCCGCGCGCGGCGUUAGUGGGCACACUGGCGGUGCCUACGACACCAUUCCCGAGGUGACCAUGCUCCUAUCCCUCUUCAACCACUCGGACACCUAUGUCCCCAUUCUCUUUGAUGAGGCCGGCCACCGCGUCGCUACCCAGUACCUUGUCUCCGCCCUCGAGGGCCACCUUCCCUGGGAGCACCUCUUCCAGUACCGCGCCGCAAACUCGAAACUCCCGGGCCACCCUGAGCUCGGCCUCACACCGGGUGUGAAGUUUUCUUCUGGCCGUCUUGGUCAUGUCUGGCCGUUUGUCAACGGUGUCGCGUUGGCCAAUAAGGACAAGACCGUGUUCAUGCUCGGCUCCGACGGCUCUCAACAAGAGGGUAAUGAUGCCGAGGCCGCCCGUCUGGCUGUCGCUCAGGGUCUCAACGUCAAACUCAUCAUCGAUGACAAUGACGUGACCAUCGCUGGCCACCCCUCGGAAUAUCUGAAGGGAUAUGACAUCAGCAAGACGCUUGCUGGACAUGGCCUCAAGGUCGUCACCGUUAACGGCGAGAGCUUCGAUGAGCUCUGGAGCGGCCUCUGCGAGAUUAUCUCCCACAAGGGUCCUGCUGCCGUUAUUUGCAAGCGUAAGAUGGCGCCAGGCGUCCCGGACAUCGAGGGCAGCACCCACGGUCACGAUGUUAUCCCUGUGAAGGGCGCCUUGAAGUACUUCCAGUCCCGCGGCUACCCCGACGAGAUGGCGGCGAACAUUCUCAACAACAUCAAGCCUAACUCGGUCUCUUACACCUACAUGGGUUCCUCGAAGGAGGUCGGUGCGAACCGCGUCGUGUUCGGUGAGGCGGUGAACGUGGUCCUUGAUACCAUUUCCAAGGAGGAGGCCGCGAAAAAGGUCAUGGUCAUUGACAGCGAUCUCGAGGGUUCGACCGGUCUCAAGGUCAUUCACCAGAAGCACCCUGAAGUCUUCGUCCCCUCUGGUAUUAUGGAGCGCGGAAACUUCAGCGCGGCCGCGGGUUUCGGUUUUGACAAGGACAAGUUCGGUGUCUUCUCGACCUUCUCCGCGUUCCUCGAGAUGGUCAUCUCCGAGAUCACCAUGGCUCGCCUCAACUCCUGCAACGUCCUGUGCCACUUCUCGCACUCGGGCGUGGACGAGAUGGCGGACAACACGUGCCACUUCGGCAUCAACUCGUUUUUCGCCGACAACGGUCUCGCGGACACGCAAACGUGGAUGUACUUCCCCGCGGACCCGGCGCAGAUGGUCGCGAUCAUCAAGAGUGUCUUCUUCGAGAAGGGCAUGCGCUUCGUGUUCUCGACGCGCUCGAAAGUCCCCUGGAUCCUGAACACGGACGGCUCGCGCUACUUCGAGCACGAGAGCUACAAGUUCGUGCCCGGCAAGGACGAAGUGAUCGUCGAGGGCAGUGCCGGCUACGUGGUCUCCUACGGCGACAUGCUCUACCGCUCCUACGACGCCGUGCUCCGCUGUCGCGAGAAAGGCAUCGACGUCGGGCUGGUGAACAAGCCGACGCUCAACAUCAUCGACGAGGACGCGAUCCGCAAGGUCGGCGCCAGCAAGUUCGUUCUUGUCGCGGAGUCGCUCAACCAGAAUACCGGGCUGGGCUCCAAGUUCGGGACCUGGCUCCUUAAGCGCGGUCUCAUCCCCCGCUACGACCACAUCGGCACCCACAAGGAGGGCUGCGGUGGUCUCAGCGAGCAGAUCCCCCACCAGGGCCUCGACCCCGAGUCGAUCAUGAAAAAGAUUAUCGAACUCGCGCAAUAG
Messenger RNA from Epithele typhae, 1917 nucleotides. RefSeq names its product thiamine diphosphate-binding protein. The record is from RefSeq and is a predicted model, not a curated record. The coding region runs from base 1 to 1917 and encodes 638 amino acids. Lineage: Eukaryota; Fungi; Basidiomycota; Agaricomycetes; Polyporales; Epitheliaceae. The transcript is spliced from 10 exons. Gene Ontology annotation, molecular function: catalytic activity.